CAAUCACCUCCUCGUCUGUGCUCAUUCACCGCUUUGUGCCAUACAUUACCAUAGAGCUAAUGCUCUAACAGAACUCUCGACUAAGUAAUUAAAAGUUUAAUCGCUAUGUCGACUUUAAGUCAUCACCCGUACGCGUUCUCCAUGCACCCGGGCAUGUUACCGGAGUACCCCAGUGCACCGCAGCCGCUGCCGGCCACCUCGCCGCAGUCAGAGGGACACAUCAAGAGACCCAUGAAUGCGUUCAUGGUGUGGUCUAGGCUGCAGAGGCGCCAGAUCGCUAAGGACAACCCGAAAAUGCACAACUCAGAGAUCUCGAAGAGGCUUGGUGCAGAGUGGAAGCUGUUAUCUGAGAUGCAGAAGCGUCCAUUCAUCGACGAAGCUAAGAGAUUGAGGGCUCUGCACAUGAAGGAGCACCCGGACUACAAGUACAGGCCCCGCAGGAAGCCCAAGCCCCCCACACAGGGAGGAGCCCCCGGUGCCGGUGCCUUCCCGAGCUUCCCGCUGCCAUACUUCGCCGGCCCGGCUCCUGGAGUGGGCCACUUGGAUGCGCUGUCAUACUCCGCCGUGCCACCAUACUUCCCACACCAACUGGAUCACCUGCAGUUCUCGAAGCUCAUGGCGCCGACGGAGAAGCUGCCGACGGUGUCGUCGUCAGCGGCGGCCGUGGUGUCAUCGUUCUACUCGUCGCUGUACACAUCCCCGGCGGCGCCGCCGAAGCCCUUCCCCUCGUCGCUGUUCCCGCAGUACGGCGCCGCGCCGUCCUCGCCGGUGUCGCCCGUCACCCCCACGCAGCACAGCCCGCAUGACGACCAGCUGAGGCGGCCCGUCUCCGUCAUAUAUUGAAGACCAACCUGCCUUCCUUGAAGGAGUCCCACCCUUCGAGGUUCGGCAACCCCGCACGAGACGGAUCCAGCAGUUUAAGUGCAACAGACUGUGAACAACAAUGUAAUGAACAUUAUUUAUUUCCUAGAGUUACGAUUGAUGAUGUAAAGUGAUUAUCAUAUCAAGUGGCUUGUAAAUAUGUUGAUGUAGACCCGCGAGGGGUGAAUUCAGUUUGAACUGUGAUUUCUUUUGUUUUUGAUGCAUCUAUAAAUAUUUAAGGUAAUGUAGCAGGUUCGUUAGUUAUGUGAAGUGAGAUUGGUACCAAAAAGAGAUUAUUUUCAAUAGGUGUCUCAUGUAGCCGAAUAGUUAGGUCGUGUAGUGUCAGCCCUGUAUUAUGUUUUAGUAAUAACGUAACGUUUGUUGGGUUAUUUGUUUCUUACCCGUGACUUCAGGGUUGUCUCGCUUUACUUUUUCCUAAAUAAUUUAUUUAUUGGUUCCAACUUUAGAUGUAAAUUUAAGAUCUAGUUGUCUUAUUAUUAAGUCAUUAGUAGGUACAUCUCAAAAUGUAUAUAAUAGUGUAUUAAUUGAAUUAUCGAUGUCAGUACCAACGAUGUAUUAUAGUAUUUGAGAAAAUAACUUUGUUA
Helicoverpa zea (corn earworm) is the source of this 1466-nucleotide messenger RNA. Its product is annotated as SOX domain-containing protein dichaete-like. The coding region runs from base 106 to 843 and encodes 245 amino acids. Gene Ontology annotation, biological process: cell differentiation; regulation of DNA-templated transcription; anatomical structure morphogenesis. The transcript has a single exon. Gene Ontology annotation, molecular function: DNA-binding transcription factor activity, RNA polymerase II-specific; RNA polymerase II cis-regulatory region sequence-specific DNA binding. The record is from RefSeq and is a predicted model, not a curated record. NCBI's taxonomy places the organism in Eukaryota, Metazoa, Arthropoda, Insecta, Lepidoptera, Noctuidae.